ACUAACUGUCCCCGAAAAAAAGGCUGAUAAGUCGUAUUCAUUUAUUGUAACAAAUUCUUAGAUCAUAAUGAGCGAAUAUCUCUUGAGUUAAAUCUAAGUAGAUUGAGUUAGCUUGAUUCGAACGUAGUCAACUUAAUUUUGACCCAGGCUGGUUUGCACUGUCAAUGCAAAAAUCGAAAGAGUGACAGCUAAUAAAUAAAGUGUAGCAGUACAGGAAGAAGCUGUGCAGUCGUGGAACCGUUACUGUAAGCUUCCCAAUGCCGUCUUCCUCCACUCCACUACUGCCAGCCUGUUCAUCGGACAAACAUUUCUCCCUCUUAAAACCCCUCCCAACGAAUCCCACCUGACUCCUCCAACUCUCUCUCUCUCCUCCUCCGAUCGAUUCAUAUUUUCCCCUCCAGUCAAUGGACCCCUGCCGCUUCGUUCGGGUCCUGGUCGGCAACCUCGCCCUCAAGCUCCCCGUCGCCUCCGGCCCCGCCGGCUCCGGGGUUCACCCUUCUUCAACUCCUUGCUUCUGCAAAAUCACGCUUCGAAAUCUCUCCGAUCAGAUAGCCCCCUUACCGCUUCAAGAUUCAGCAACUGAUUCCGGCCUCGCAGCCGCAUUCCACCUCAGUCCUGCUGAGAUCGAGCGGCAAGUUUUCAAGUCGAAGCUGAAGCUGGCGAUCUAUACUGGCCGGCGCGGAUCCACCUGUGGGGUGAGCUCAGGCCGGCUGUUAGGGAAGGUAAAGAUUCCGAUUGAUCUUAGGGUGGAUGAUAGGGCUGUGGUGUUUUAUUCUGGAUGGGUCGGAGUUGGGAAAUCCAGCAAAGGGGCAUUGGCGCAGUUACAUCUUGUUGUGAAAUCGGAGCCUGAUCCGAGGUUUGUUUUUGAGUUUGGGGGUGAGCCGGAGUGCAGUCCGCAGGUUUUUCAGAUCCAGGGUUUUCUUCGUCAACCAGUCUUUACCUGCAGAUUCUCCUGCCGAAAUACAAGUUCCGAUCGAAGCCUCAGAUCCAGAUCAUUUUCCACCGAGAUCGGUAACCGAAAAAGCUGGCUGAAGAGGUUCGGAUCAGAGAGCGAAAAACCGGGGAAAGAAAGGAAAGGAUGGUCCGUAACAGUCCACGACCUCUCCGGCUCUCCGGUAGCCAUGGCAUCAAUGGUGACCCCUUUCGUCGCCUCCCCUAACAGCGACCGCGUUAGCCGUAGCAAUCCCGGCGCAUGGCUCAUCCUUUGCCCGGAAGAUCUGACAUGGAAGCCAUGGGGCCGUCUCGAGGCCUGGCGCGAGCGCGGAAGCGACGCUCUCGGCUACCGCUUCGAGCUCCUUCCCGACGGCGUCGUUCUCGCCGAGUCUUCCAUUAACACCUACAGGGGAGGCCGCUUCAGCAUAGACCUCACCGGCGGAAGCGCAGGAAGCCCGGGGGGUAGUGGAGAGCUUGGUUAUCGCGGGUUUGUGAUGUCGUCGACGGUGGGAGGUGAGGGGCGGCCGGAAAGCCGGCCUGUGGUGGAGGUUGGUGUUCAGCAUGUGGGAUGUACAGAGGAUGCGGCAGCGUUUGUUGCUCUUGCGGCGGCCAUCGAUCUGAGCGUUGAUGCUUGUCAACUCUUCUCUCAAAAGCUUCGGAAGGAGCUUCAACUGCAGGUCGCCGGCGGCGAGGUCGAUGGCAGCUUCUUGUGAUGCGGGUGCCGUUUUGGGUGGCUUUGAUUUUUGAUAAGCAUUUUUGUUUUGUUUUGUUUUUGUAUAUAGUGACUAGUGUCGUGGGUUGGGUUUUUUUGGCUGCGGCAAAUGCAAAGAAUUUUGGGUGUUAGUGGCUGAAAUUCUGGGAGGGAAGGAGAAUAAAAGAUUUGCUGUUUUUGUUAAUAUGUUGUUAUUAUUUAAACGAGUAAUUAAGAAA
This is a messenger RNA of Dendrobium catenatum, 1863 nucleotides long. RefSeq lists its product as uncharacterized. NCBI's taxonomy places the organism in Eukaryota, Viridiplantae, Streptophyta, Magnoliopsida, Asparagales, Orchidaceae. The transcript is spliced from 2 exons. Bases 405 to 1646 code for a protein of 413 amino acids. The record is from RefSeq and is a predicted model, not a curated record.